AUGGCGGAGGCGGGGCGGCAGGAGGUAUGGUUCAGUGACUGUAAUGCAAAUUUUCAGAAGGUUGGAGACGUUUGUAUAGAAUGUCCACCUGGAUAUUUUGGACGUGAGUGUAAGCAAAGUUGUCCACCACCAACAUAUGGCAGUUUAUGCGGAGAAAUAUGUGACUGUGCACCUAGUGAAUGUGAUCCUACUUAUGGAUGUCCCGACAAAGAAAAGGGAGCAAACGGCUGUUCUCAGGGAUUACUCAUGGAUGCAAACCAGGGAUGUUGUUACAACUACCAAAAAAUAAAUAAUACUUGUCAAGAAUCUUCUCUGUCUAUCAAACGUACCACAGAAAUAAUAGAUAUUGUGCCCAAUCAAACAGGUGAAUUGAACAACAGUAAUGCUUUCAAAGAUUUUACUUUGCGUCCUGCAAAUGCGUACCAUUCAAAGACAGCAGUCAUUGUUUCAGUAGGAACAGGCAUAAUAUGCAUGCUCAUAUUCUAUAUAAUAUACGAGAUCCGAAUAUGUCGACGUCAAUGUGUGCCUAAAAUUACUCCAAGAGAAUGUGAUACCAUUUAAAAUGUUUACGCAGACCUUGUUGAAGUUAAUGUUGAGGAUCAUCAAUAGAAAAUGGUGAAACAACUUAAUUUAAAACGUUU
Saccostrea cuccullata (small rock oyster) is the source of this 641-nucleotide messenger RNA. Its product is annotated as scavenger receptor class F member 2-like. The transcript has 7 exons. Bases 1 to 561 code for a protein of 186 amino acids. NCBI's taxonomy places the organism in Eukaryota, Metazoa, Mollusca, Bivalvia, Ostreida, Ostreidae. The record is from RefSeq and is a predicted model, not a curated record.